Messenger RNA from Brachypodium distachyon (stiff brome), 2112 nucleotides. Its product is annotated as beta-glucosidase 4. Gene Ontology annotation, molecular function: beta-glucosidase activity. Gene Ontology annotation, biological process: cellulose catabolic process. The coding region runs from base 166 to 1635 and encodes 489 amino acids. The record is from RefSeq and is a predicted model, not a curated record. The transcript is spliced from 14 exons. Lineage: Eukaryota; Viridiplantae; Streptophyta; Magnoliopsida; Poales; Poaceae.
UACGCCGCUAAACCAAAGCCCGGACGGCGCAACUUCCAAAAUUUGCCCACUUCCUCCUCUUCCUCACGACUCCACUCGUCCCUCUUCCUCAGGAGCCACGACGCACCACCGGAUCGAGAUCACUAGCUAGCCUAGCGAUCCUCGGCGGCCUCGCGCGGGGAAUCAAUGGGGAGCACCGGGCGCGACGAGGAGGCGGUGGCGGCGGCGGAAGUGACCCGCGCCGACUUCCCCGAGGGCUUCAUCUUCGGCGUCGCCACCUCCGCCUACCAGAUUGAGGGGGCGAGAAAAGAGGGUGGCAAAGGUGAUAGCAUAUGGGAUGUAUUUGCAGAUAAUAAAGAACAUAUCCUAGACGGAACAUCUGGAGAAGUUGCAGUUGAUCAUUACCAUCGAUACAAGGAAGACAUUGAACUGAUGGCCAAAUUGGGUUUUGGAGCCUAUAGAUUUUCCAUAUCUUGGUCACGGAUUUUCCCUGAUGGCCUGGGGAAAGAAAUCAAUGAGCAAGGAGUUGCUUUCUAUAACAAUCUUAUAGAUUUUAUGAUUGAGAAAGGUAUUCAGCCUUAUGCAACUCUGUAUCACUGGGAUCUUCCACAUAAUCUGCAACAGACCAUGGGGGGUUGGCUUUCGGACAAGAUUGUAGAAUACUUCGCAUUAUAUGCAGAAGCUUGCUUUGCCAAUUUUGGAGACAGAGUUAAGCAUUGGAUGACAAUCAAUGAACCACUUCAAACAUCAGUUAAUGGUUAUGGCAUUGGAAUAUUUGCACCCGGAGUAUGUGAAGGUGCAGCUGCUGAACCUUUCUUGGCUGCUCAUCACCAGAUCUUAGCUCAUGCUGCUUCUGUUGAUGUCUACAGAAGGAAAUUCAAGGCUGUACAAGGUGGCCAAGUAGGGUUUGUUAUUGAUUGUGAAUGGGCAGAGCCAUUUUCUGACAAAAUGGAAGAUCAGGCUGCUGCAGCACGACGCAUUGACUUCCAACUUGGAUGGUACCUGGACCCAAUAUACUUUGGUGAUUACCCAGAAAGCAUGCGCCAGAGAUUGGGUGAUCAUCUUCCAAAAUUCUCUGAGAAAGAACGUGAACUGAUCAGGAACAAAAUUGAUUUUAUUGGAUUAAAUCACUAUACAUCAAGAUUCAUUGCUCAUCAGCAGGACCCACAAGCUAUCCAUUUCUAUCAGGUUCAACAAAUGGAGAGAAUAGAAAAAUGGAAUACCGGUGAAGGAAUUGGUGAAAGAGCUGCUUCUGAGUGGCUUUUAAUAGUUCCUUGGGGUCUUCGAAAAGCUAUUAAUUAUAUAGUGAAGAAAUACAAUAAUCCAGUGAUAUAUGUAACAGAGAAUGGCAUGGAUGAUGAAGACGAUCAGUCAGCACCACUUGAUCAGGUGUUAAAUGAUACAAAGAGGGUUGGUUUCUUCAAAGGAUAUGUUGGAGCCGUCGCACAAGCAAUAAAGGAUGGUGCCGAUAUUCGUGGAUACUUUGCAUGGUCAUUCUUGGAUAACUUUGAGUGGGCUAUGGGCUACACCAAGAGGUUUGGGCUUGUCUAUGUUGAUUACAAGGAUGGGCUCUCCCGACACCCUAAAGCAUCAGCCAUGUGGUUCUCACGUUUCUUGAAUGGCGAGGCUGCUGACAUCAAACCUGACACAAACUAAGCAAGCAUUCACCAAGGGGGUGGCAUCGCUGUUUGAGGAUAGUUUGCAUGGUCAUUUCCGGACAACUUUGGGUGGGUUAUAGGAUACACCAAGAGGUGUGGUAGUGUUCAUGUUCAAGAAUGGGCUCGCUUGACAUCCCAAAUCGUCGUCAGCACUGUGGUUCUCACACUUGUUGCAAACAAAGCGGAUACGAGACGAGCUGAGUCAUCCUUCAGCAAGUAAAUGAAUAUUACACAGUAACUGUUUGUCCUGUUCACCUGUUGUUGUAUCAUACAGUAACUGCUAGUAUAUCCGUUCACAAUAAUACUCAGAUCUGCUACGGUCUGCCAUUUAUCCAAGAACUGUUCGAUGAAUGUUUAAAGAACCACAGUUCCCUGAAACCUUUGCUACUUAGCUGCUGCUGUUGUACUAGUAACAGUAAGGUUGGUCCUUCAUAGGCCAAAGUAAGCAAUUACCAGAAUGUGUUUUCUGUUUUUA